Messenger RNA from Oncorhynchus nerka (sockeye salmon), 2400 nucleotides. RefSeq lists its product as uncharacterized. Gene Ontology annotation, biological process: D-serine catabolic process. Gene Ontology annotation, molecular function: D-serine ammonia-lyase activity. The coding region runs from base 153 to 1265 and encodes 370 amino acids. The record is from RefSeq and is a predicted model, not a curated record. The transcript has 10 exons. Lineage: Eukaryota; Metazoa; Chordata; Actinopteri; Salmoniformes; Salmonidae.
GUCACGCAGGGACACCAUAGGAUGGACCUUGACCACAGUUGAUUAGGUGCUGACUAGUUCGAGUUAGUUAGUUGACAUCUGGAAUAAAGGUUUGUGUCUGUGCAAUUCAUCUCAGCCGCGCUGGACAAGAGACUGAUACAUCACUUUUUGUGAUGGAGGGGGACCGUAUAACCACCCUGUCUACUCCUGUAAUGGUUGUGGAUGUUGAUAUAGUGAAGAGGAAUGCUGAGAAAAUGAGAGAACACUGGACCAAGCUGGGAGUCACACUACGACCCCACAUGAAGACACACAAGACCCUUGAGUGUGGUGAUAUAAUGACAGGUGGGUCUAGGAGUUGUGUCGUCGUGUCAACACUGGCAGAAGCCGGUUUCUAUGCCGACCACGGAUAUGACGACAUCCUGUAUGCCUACUCUGUGCCCUUUGACAAGGUUGAGCGCUGUGCGGUGCUGGCAGAGCGUCUGUCUCUGUUCCAGGUGUUGUUGGACCACAGAGAUGCUCUGGAGCAGCUGAGGAAGAGACCACUGACAGACGGGCGGGUGUGGCACGUCUGGCUCAAACUGGACUGUGACAACGGAAGAGCGGGUGUUCUGCACUCGGAGCCAGAGGCACUGAGAUUGGCCCAGGCCAUCUCUGAGUCAGAGGGGGUGGAGCUGACGGGGGUGUACGCCCACUGUGGGAACACCUAUGGCUGCAGAGGGGCGGAGCAAAUACAUGCUGUUGCCCAUGAAACAACCACCCUCGUACUGCAGUUCAUGGAGAAACUGAAGGAUGUGGGAAUCAGCUGUAAGUCCAGUAUAGGCUCCACCCCCUCCUGCAGCCAGCCAAUCAGUGACAUGGCCAAGCUCAGCGAGGUGCAUCCUGGGAACUACGUCUUCUUCGACGUGCAGCAGUCUGUGAUUGGUUCGUGCGGUCUGGAGGACGUGGCUGUCAGGGUUCUGAGCAGGGUUAUAGGUCACUCUCCUCACAGAAACCAGCUGCUCCUCGACUGUGGCUGGUCUGCUCUCAGUCUCGAUGGAGCUGGGAAACUGCCCACUGGAUACGCUGUUAUAGAGGGACACCCUGACCUCAGGUUGUUGUCUAUGACCCAGGAGCAUGGCAGAGUAGAGCCUCUCUCAGGACAACUGGACUACAGCAGAUACCCCCUGGGAACACUGCUGACUAUUAUACCUUACCAUGCUUGUGCAACAGCCAUGAUGCAUUCUGUGUACUACGUCCACUCUGGAGGUCGGCUGGUGGGAAAGUGGACACCCACACGCGGCUGGUGAUCAAAGGAGCAUCAUGGGAAAUGUAGUACUGUGUGGGUGUGUAGUCCUGGAGGGAAUCAGCCUGAGCAAAGAGCUGGACAGAAUCACUAAUCACCUUGAAGCUCAAAUUACUUAUUAUGUGAUGUUGGGAAAUGUCCUUCCUAUCUUUCGUGAUGUCAUGGUUUCUACUGUUGUCCGUCCUGCAUUGGGGCGGCACUAUACAGCCGUCACUGACACUAAACCAUGUUUUACACUAAUAAAUUAACCACUUUCCUUAAACCUUUUGUAUUCUCCAAAACUGGAUGGUCAUUGUUAGUAAUAGCAAAUAUACACUGUACAAAACAUUAGGAACACCUGCUCCUUCCAUGACAGACUGACCAGGUGAAAGACAUGAUCCCUUAUUGAUGUCACUUGUUAAAUCCUCUUCUAUCAGUGUAGAUGAAGGGGAGGAGACGGGUUAAAUAAGGAUUUAAGCCUUGAGAUGAUUCUGUGUGCCAUUGAGGGAGAAUUGGCAAAACAAAAGAUUGAAGUGCCUUUGAACCACAGCAGACUGGUGAUUGGAGGACGCCUCAUAAUGGCUGGAACGGCAUGAAAACCACGUGUUUGAUACCUUUCCCCUCUAGCCAUUACCACGAGCCUCCCCAGUUCUAGGCGCACCAGUUUGAGUCAAGAACUGCAAUGCUGCUGGGUUUUUCACGCUCAACAGUUUCCGGUGUGUAUCCAGAAUGGUCCACCACCCAAAGGACAUCCAGCCAACUUGACACAACUGUGGGGAAGCAUUGGAGUCGACAUGGACCAGCAUCCCUGUGGAGUCCAUGUCCUGAUGAAUGGAGGCUGGCAUGAGGACAAAAGUUAGUGCAACUCAAUAUUAGGAAGGUGUUCUUAAUGUUUUGUACACUCCGUGUGUGUUUUCCCCUAAUGUUAUGUUAGUUCUGGGCUCCCAAGUGGCACAGCAGUCUAAGGCACUGUAUCUCAGUGCUAGAGGCAUCACUACAGACACCCUGGUUCGAUUCCAGGCUGUAUCACUACCGGCUGUGAUUGGGAGUCCCAUAAGGCGGCGUACAAUUGGCCCAGCAUCGUCUAGGCCGUCAUUGUAAAUAUGAAUGUGUUCUUAACAGACUUGACUAGUUAAAUUUAAAUAAAAAUAGUUGAUUAA